GUCACACAGCUUCAUUUCUAGUCAGUGCAUACCCUGUAAUUUCUUGCUAGCACCCUGUAACCCUUUAAACCACAAAUAUUCUGGUUUAUUUUUGUCCUGCUCUUGUUGCGCUAUAGCUCCACCAGACCCUAAUAAUGUGUUAGCAUUGGGGACACACUGCAGAAUGAAUCCCCCACUAAUGGGCUAUUUGUUCUGUCAAUAACAUCUUACAGAAUAUGCUCACAAUAGAGCACCAGUCUGGAGGGCCGCCUUGUGCUGCGGUAUCAGCAGACAGGCCCAGCUAUUGGACAGAAGGGAUAUCCGUCCAAAUUGUUGAGUUUGCAAGAGGUACACCUGAUAUCUCAAAUAUAUUCCUUUAUCCCAGCCUAGAACAUCUUGAGCUUUGCCUGCUGAUUCUCUAGUGGACUACACAGCAUCAGCCCCCACUGGCCUUGUUUGUUCUGAAAUGCCUGGCGUGUUGUAUAUCUCUCAUGCACUUCAUUCCCAAUAUGCCUCCCUUCAUGCUUUUGACACGUGCUCAUUUAGAUGGCUGCGUUACUGCAGCAAGAUUUAGCAACUUUUACAGAGAAGGAUUUGCCCCCUUCUGUCUCGUUGCUCAACACAACCGUGAUGUCGGUCUCUCACCCACACAACCAGCCACACCCAGAGUGCCAUCUCCAGUUGCUGCAGCUGAAAGCUGGGAUAAGUGAAGCCAAGUACCGGUACGAAUAAUGUAUGGUUCGAUUCAGCUGAAGUCACUUCCAAGGAAAUGCCUUUGGAAGUAAUGGCUUCCAUCAAACUGUUAUAUGUGACUUCCUGUCUUCCCUGUCUGUGUCUCUCAGGUGAGCGAACCUCAGCUGACGCGUCAAUGAGCAGAAGCCCCGCCAGCAGCCCUUCCCAUGAAAGCCAGCCCUCGGUCAAGAUCAGGAGACGAGAUGGGGCAGGUACAGGAGCGGUUAAUGUCAGCUGUGUUUGGCAUAUUGAGAGAUACCUGGAGUGCUCAUGGCUUCGUGGAGAGAAUGCAAGUCGUGACACAAACUACAGCUUGACUUUGUGGAUCCCAGACCUCAAAAGAGAACAGCCAUGCACAAAUUACACCAAGCAAGGGGGUGCCUUUCGAUGUGCAUUUGGCUUGAAAUAUGUCUGGACGGAACUCAGCAUUUCAAUACAAGGCAAUUCCAAGGACAUUCAGCCUGUGUGUAUCCUAAGCGAAAUAUCGGGAGAAGGCAGAUUUCCAGUCAGACUGAAGACUCCAUCGAUUGUGAACAUCACAAAGAACAAUGGAGGUGUUUUUUUAAACUGGACUAAACCAUCCCUAUGGAGUGGCAUGAACUAUGAUGUAGAAAUCAAUAACUCAGGAUCGGCGAUAAAGCCAACUCACAAUACUAAUAUGUCAAUCAGUCUCAAGCCUAAGGCACGCCACACUUUUCGAGUGAGAGCAAAGUUCAACAACUGGACCAGUGAUUGGAGCGAGGUGGUGGACUGGGAUGAGAGAGACCACACAUCAUGUAUCCCAUACAUUCUUGCUCCAUUAUGUGUGGCCGUCCUGACUGUCGUUUUUCUCAUUUACCGUAAACAGAUUAAAGAGAUGGUUCUUCCUACAAUUCCUGAACCUAGAAACUUUCUGGAACAAAUGUUUGACGGGGAAAGGGAAGACUAUUCAAAAGUAAAACCUGCCCCAGAAGACACCAAAUUAAGCUGAGCAAAUCCAUUUGAUGGUAUUGAUGCAGCCUUCUUAGGGGAGCCAACUUGAAUAAAAUAUUGUGGGGGCUCAGGUAAGCCCCACCUUGCAUAAUCGAUCACAAGACACACCAUUUGAAUGGCAAUGCCCAUCAACUUUGGGGGGGAGCUCCCUCAAAUAUUUUGUUUGGGGGCACUGAAGGGACCUUGGCCUCUUAAGAGUUGGCUCCUAUGCUUCACAUUAUGGGAUCUGAGGAGAGCAGAUGACUCUUCUGGCCUGAAAUGUUUUCUGAUCUUUAGGGACAGUGACUGAUGCUCCUAGCUGAUGAACCAUCUCAAUCAGCUGGUGAACAAUUUUCCUGCCCUGGGUUCCUUCAGGAGGAAAGGUGGGAUAUAAGUUCAGUGAACAAAAUAGUCUCCUGAAUCGUUAGCCUGAGAGCGAGGGCAUGUCCUCUGGUAAUGGAAAGGAAUGACUUGAAAGAAGGAGAGAAAGACUAGAGAGGAGAGCACUACACCAGCCAGCCCUAUCCUGAUGCCCUUCUGAUCUUGCUGGACUACAAUUCCCAUUAUCCCUGCCCAACAGCCACACACUAGUUGGGGCUGAUGGGGGUUGUAGUCCAAAAUACCUGGAUGGCACCAGGUUGGGGAAAGAUGCACCAUAGUUAUGUACAUCUUGUUGUCUGCAUUGAAAGAAAUUGAGAAGUGCUCCUUGGUGGCUAGGCAGGGUGUUCAUGAGAUGUCUCCAGCUCUCCAGGUGUCAGGAGAACACAGCACACCUGUCUUGUUGUGUGGGUGGCAAGCAAGUGUUGCAGGUCAGCGUGGGCGAUGUGAUUCAUGUCCACAAAUGUGUCAAUUAGCAAACUUGGACAACUAAUCUUUGCCUCCUCCAAGUGGUUGGAGUGGGUAGCUGCAACCUGCAAUUUGAGGUUGUUAGAAUGGGAGAAGGGGACGACAGAGGACGAGAUGGUUGGACAGUGUUCUCGAAGCUACGAACAUGAGUUUGACCAAACUGCGGGAGGCAGUGCAAGACAGGAGUGCCUGGCGUGCUAUGGUCCAUGGGGUCACGAAGAGUCGGACACGACUAAACGACUAAACAACAACAAAGAAUGGGUUGAUCUUUUAAAUCAGUGGUUCUCAACCUGUGGGUCCCCAGACAUUGUUGGACUACAACUCCCAUCAUCCCUAGUGGGAAGGUCCAGCAGUCAGGGAUUGUGGGAAUUGUAGUCCAACAACAUCUGGGGACCCACAGGUUGAGAACCACUGUUUUAAAUGAAAGGACUGUGGUGUUCUGCUGUCCCUCAAGGCAGAUGGUUUAAAUAUGGCUCCCCUUCAUCGCAUACACAGCUCAACAUGACAAUGACAAAAGCCCACCAACAGCAUACAAAUCAAUAUGGCUAACCUGACCCAAAACACCCACCCAAUCCACUCACACAUGAAAACAAAGAUCACCACAGCCAAUCACAAAUGAACAACCACACCCUAGGCCAACCCCAACCUCUCUCACCACCAAAGGAACACAAGAGAAUAGCAAAGAACCUGUACAAGCGACGCUGACACAAAACCCCACAUAUAUUAUGUAAAAUAGAAACAUUGCCACCCCACCCCCACUCACCUCUCCCCCUCCACCUCUCUCCCCCUUUUCUUCCUAAUGUUUCAACAAACAAAACUGAUCUGUAAAAAAUGUUACUUGAAAAAAGAGAGAGACAUUGUACAUACUUUUGUAAACCAAGAAAAUCUUUAAUAAAAAUACAUAAAAAUUAAAAAUACGAUAGGUUUAUGUGGGCAAAUGGGAAAAGUGAUUCUUUAGAAAAGUUAGAACUGAGCAUGCUCUAUGCCUGUGAUUUUACGGGAACAAUUCCAAAAUAGACACCAGACUGAGAACUGUGUCAAAACAAACCAAGAAAUAAAAACAGCUAUCUUUCCAUCUUCCUGGUGUGGUCUACAUAUGUUAUACUCUCAGCUAUGCUCUGUAGAUCAGGGCCUAGUUUAUAAAGUAGAAUGAGACUGUCUAGCCAAAAAAUCCCCGAACACAUAAGAGCUUAAAAGAAAAUGCAUGGGAUGAAAUGUGUACAGUAUUCACUUCAAUUAGUAUUUAUGCAUAUGUGGGUGGGAUUUUCAAGCCACUUCUCAUCAUUUAAAAUUCCAUGCUGAGUUCCACACCCGUGAGGCUGUUACCUUCAGGUAUCUUUGAAUCAGUUGUUUGGCGUAGUUCGCUCAGUUUUAUUGUACAGAAUUCCUUAUGACUUUUCAAAGUAGAAUUUCUAAUUCUGUUUCACCUCCCAUCACAACCUCUAAAUUCAGCUGAGAGCACCCUCUGCAGAUCAUAAUCUGUAUAGGAAAGCCCUGGUACCAAAGGCAUGUUCUAGGCAGGGCCGUAGCUAGGGGGUGGCAAGGUGGGGCCCCACCAUGGGCGCAG
Messenger RNA from Zootoca vivipara (common lizard), 4075 nucleotides. The record is from RefSeq and is a predicted model, not a curated record. Lineage: Eukaryota; Metazoa; Chordata; Lepidosauria; Squamata; Lacertidae.